UGCAAUUGAUCCUGACGAAGACAGUAAUUCAAAACUGACCUACAAACUGUUAAACAGUUCGCCAAGAAAUAUUCUAAUUUCGUCAAUGAUAAACAUCAACUCGGAGACUGGAGAUAUAGUAACUCUGCAGUCUUUUAACCACGAGGAGUUAAAAACGUUUCAGUUUAAAGUUCAGGCCACAGACUCUGGUGUUCCUCCGCUCAGCAGCAACGUGACUGUGAACGUUUUAGUCCUGGAUGAGAACGACAACAGUCCCACCAUCCUCUUGCCAUAUUCUGAGCACGGCUCCGUUAACAGUGAGAGCAUCCCCUAUUCUGCUGAAGCGGGAUACUUUGUGGCAAAGAUCAGGGCUGUAGACGCAGACUCUGGAUACAACGCGCUGCUUUCUUAUCACCUCUCUGAGCCCAAAGGAAACAACCUCUUCCGGAUCGGAACCAGCACCGGAGAGAUCAGGACUAAGAGGAGAAUGAGUGACAAUGACCUGAAAACUCACCCCUUGGUGGUGUUGGUGUCUGAUAACGGAGAACCCUCCCUGUCAGCUACUGUGUCUAUUGACGUGGUGGUGGUUGAAAGCACAGCUGACAUCCAGACUCAGUUCAGACACGUUCCCCUAAAGGAGGACAGCUUCUCUGACUUAAACCUGUAUCUGCUGAUCGCCAUUGUGUCGGUGUCGGUGAUCUUUCUGCUGAGCCUCGUCAGUUUAAUAGCUGUCAAAUGCCACAGGACAGACGGCAGCUUCAGCAGGUACAGCGCCCCAAUGAUCACCACCCACCCGGACGGGAGCUGGUCUUACUCUAAAUCUACUCAGCAGUACGACGUGUGUUUCAGCUCAGACACACUGAAGAGUGACGUAGUGGUUUACCCCGCACCUUAUCCGCAAGUAGAUGGUGAGCUGAUCAGUAUUAAUGGAGGAGAUACCUUUACCAGAACACAGACUUUACCAAACAAAGACAAGGUAAGAUAUGAUCAUGUUGAUAUUAAUCAAAACAAGAGUUUUCUGCUUUUUGGUCCGUAUGCUACAGAGAAACUCUUAUUGUGCCAAGCAAAGUGUUUAUCCACACCCCAUUGAUAUAUUUUUUACUAU
Molecule: messenger RNA, 1084 nt
Organism: Gasterosteus aculeatus aculeatus (three-spined stickleback)
Lineage: Eukaryota; Metazoa; Chordata; Actinopteri; Perciformes; Gasterosteidae
Source: RefSeq, a predicted model, not a curated record